ACGAGAGUCUGUCCCCACAUUGCGCGUGUAACGGUACUCAAACGCACAUGAAAAUGACUUGCUCGUGAACCCUCUUACAACGCUGACUUGCUUUGGUCGUGUCAAAUCAGUUCUGGUUCAUGUUUGAAAUGGUACGAAAGGGCGUCUUAUAUAACACACCAGCCAGUCAAAGAAUAGCCAGUUGUAUUUUGGCUUUUCGUUGGUGCUCAGUUCUGCCUUUUCUUAUGGCCAUUUCACGUCCAGCUCGCGCAUUUUAGAUUGUUUUAAAGCGAGGCUCUAUCAUUCGUUGGUGUUUAAUCAGAAACGUUAACAUUUAAGGACCGCUUUCUUCUUUUGCCCAUUCCAAUGCGCUAAUAUUUCGAAUUUCGACUUCGUUCGGCAAAGCCAUUGAUACUAUUUUCCGGAGGAUUGGAACUUUGGGAUGGCCCGACAGCACAAGAAUGGGCCUUUUACUUACAACAGCUGAUUUGCGCUCAAACUUAUCAUCAAGCGAAACGUUGCGCAACAUUUUUAAACAUCUAUGCAGGAUGGAACCCAGGUAACACGCAUCCGGAAGUAAUACCGAUGACGUUGGUCAACAGUCAGCAAGGGACAUCCGUCGCUGUGAUGGCCCAAUUUGCACAGAAUUCCAAAGCAGGGGAAACGUUUCAGGCCUAUGAUUAUGGACCUAAAGGCAAUAUGAUACGAUACGGAUCGAAAAAGCCGAUGGAGUACUUCCUCGAGAACGUUACGGCGCCGGUGUACGUCUAUUGGGGGGGGAAUGACCGUAUUGUGAGCCCAAAGGAUGUGGACUGGCUUCUGACUCAACUAGGAAAUUUAAAACGCUCCGUUCACAUUAAAAAUUACAACCACGAGGAUUUCAUUUGGGGAACGGACGUCAAAGAAAUGCUUUAUGACAGCGUCAUGGCUGAUUUACCGCCCCCGUAGCCCAACGUAUAGCCCCAAACUCAGGAUCUCUAAUUAUUAUAGCCUAAAAACAAAGUGUUUUUUUUUUGUCCCGCACAUGCAAUACACAGUAUUUAUUAAGAUGAAA
Molecule: messenger RNA, 1033 nt
Organism: Daphnia magna
Lineage: Eukaryota; Metazoa; Arthropoda; Branchiopoda; Diplostraca; Daphniidae
Product: gastric triacylglycerol lipase
Exons: 7
Coding region: 565-927 (120 amino acids)
Source: RefSeq, a predicted model, not a curated record